CCUCUGGGAAUGCAAAGGAAAGCUUCUUCAGCCCUGCGCGGCUUUGCGGAAGUAGCGACCCACAAGGGCUGGUCGUGAAGCUUCGCACCUCGCGAGGAACUGCCCUCUCGCACAGAUCACCGCCAUCACCAUCCAUCUAAUACACGCCCUCUAAUCUUGCGCGCGCAUCCUUCCCCGAAUCAAAAUCCUUACAAAUCCAAUUGCUCUAAUCUCGCGCUACCACACAAGUCCGACUUCCACCAUGUCCGAGCCGUUGACUCGUACCGCCGUCUCUUGCCCGGCAAAGGUGCUAGUCGCGGGGGGCUACCUCGUGCUUGACCGAGCAUACACAGGCUUGGUGUUUGGCCUGGAUGCGAGGAUUCACACAGUCGUCGAGCCGCUCAAAACUACAGCUGGCGUCUCCAUUAGUGAGAUUGUUGUCACGAGUCCGCAGUUUCACGGUGCCAUUUGGGAGUAUGGCUAUAGGUCGCAAGAAGGUGAUGGCGGCAUUGCCGUGACGCAAUUGAGCGUCGGCCACGAACAAUCCAUCUCCGCCUCGAAAAACCCCUUCAUCGAGACAGCCCUCACCUUUGCUCUAACCUACAUAUGGACUCUCCAGCCCAACCAGCGCAUCGCCUCAUGCUCCAUCCGAAUCCUAGCUGACCAAGCCUACUACUCUAACCCCGGUACUCGACGCGCUGCCGAUAGUCGGUUCCUAGACUUCAACGUCAGCCUCAAACACGCACACAAGACCGGUCUCGGCUCUUCUGCCGCCCUAGUAACCAGCUUUACCGCUGCAGUCUUGAGCUUCUACCUCCCCAAAUCACUAUUCGAUCUCCAGAGCGACAAGGGCCAAACAAUCCUGCACAACCUCUCCCAGGCGUCGCACUCGCACGCCCAGGGCAAAGUAGGCUCAGGCUUCGACAUUGCGAGUGCUGUAUUUGGAUCUUGUCUCUACAAGCGCUUCUCCCCUUCCCUCCUCAAUGCCCUCCCCCCACCCAGCAGUCCCGGCUUCGCUGACCAGCUCCGCUCGCUCAUCGAAGGCGAUGCAUGGGACACCGAGAUCCGCAAAGCGGCAAUCAAGAUGCCCCAGGGCCUACGGCUAGUAAUGUGCGAUGUAGACUGCGGUAGCGAGACUCCUAGUAUGGUGAAGAAGGUCCUUGCAUGGCGACAAGAGAAUAAAGAAGAGGCGGAGCGGAUUUGGAACGAACUGCAACGAGGGAACGAAGCGCUUGCGGCGGAACUUACUCGUCUCGCUGGCGCGGACUUGACGGCUGGAGAGGGGAACGACAAGCUGCGUGCCAUCAUCCAGAAGAAUCGUGGGUUGAUCCGCCAAAUGGGCGAAGCGUCAGGUGUUCCCAUCGAGCCUCCACAACAGACACAGCUACUGGAUUAUUGCUCGACUCUAGACGGCGUCAUUGGCGGCGUCGUCCCAGGUGCAGGCGGAUACGAUGCCGUUGUCCUGCUAGUACAAGACAAAGAGGAGGUGAUUGCGUCCCUUCGGAAGUCGUUAGCCUCGUAUAGAGCCGAAGACUCGGAAGAGGGCCUGAAGAUUGGAAAGGUGGGCAUCAUCGGAGUAAGAGAGGAAAUGGUCGGUGUUAGGAAGGAAGAACUGAGCUUGUACAAGGAGUGGCCGACGACCUCGUAG
Cucurbitaria berberidis CBS 394.84 is the source of this 1627-nucleotide messenger RNA. RefSeq names its product Phosphomevalonate kinase. Lineage: Eukaryota; Fungi; Ascomycota; Dothideomycetes; Pleosporales; Cucurbitariaceae. Gene Ontology annotation, biological process: isopentenyl diphosphate biosynthetic process, mevalonate pathway; ergosterol biosynthetic process. The record is from RefSeq and is a predicted model, not a curated record. The transcript has 2 exons. Gene Ontology annotation, molecular function: ATP binding; phosphomevalonate kinase activity. Gene Ontology annotation, cellular component: peroxisome. Bases 242 to 1627 code for a protein of 461 amino acids.